Molecule: messenger RNA, 2638 nt
Organism: Sinocyclocheilus rhinocerous
Lineage: Eukaryota; Metazoa; Chordata; Actinopteri; Cypriniformes; Cyprinidae
Gene: tfdp1a
Product: transcription factor Dp-1, a
Exons: 11
Coding region: 260-1486 (408 amino acids)
Biological process (GO): regulation of cell cycle; regulation of transcription by RNA polymerase II
Cellular component (GO): nucleus; transcription regulator complex
Molecular function (GO): DNA-binding transcription factor activity, RNA polymerase II-specific; RNA polymerase II transcription regulatory region sequence-specific DNA binding
Source: RefSeq, a predicted model, not a curated record
UCUCCCAAGUGCAAGCUCGUUCCAAAAGCAUGACCAUUCACUGCACAUGGGUUUUAUUUUUCAUAUUAUUUGAUUUAUCUUUGUUUCCUGUUUGAGAGAUGGGCUUCAGACCUCCUCUUCCUCUGUCCUCUUGCUAACUGGCUAUGCCAACAAAAACCACCUAAGAAGGCAAAGGGCUUCAGGACUAGACAUUUUGUUGUGGAAAUUUGGCUCGGGUUUUUCAGCUAGACCAAGCAUCUAUUCCUCAGCCCCAGGGAUCAUGGCCAAAGAUGCUGGUCUGAUUGAGGCCAAUGGGGAGCUGAAGGUUUUCAUUGAUCAGAACCUGAGCCCUGGCAAAGGUGUGCUGUCUUUAGUAACGGUGCAUCCACAGUCAGUGGUGGUUGGAAAACAGCUGUUGCCAAAAACACUGGGCCCUUCCAACGUGAACAUCGCACCACACAUGAUCAUUAGCACACCUCAGAGACCCAGUGGCUCCAAUGUAAUCCUAAUGAACAGCCCACACACACCCAGCUCUCAGUUUAUCACCCAGAGUCAAGCAUCGGAAGCGUCUCCGUGGUCCUCGGGAAAGAGGGGUAAGAAGGGGGAGAAGAAUGGGAAAGGCCUCAGACAUUUCUCAAUGAAGGUUUGCGAAAAGGUCCAGCGGAAGGGUGUCACAACCUACAACGAGGUUGCUGAUGAGCUUGUGGCUGAGUUCAGCUCUGGUGAUAAUCAUAUCUCCCCUAAUGAUGCGCAUGUGUAUGACCAGAAGAACAUUCGGCGGCGUGUGUACGAUGCACUCAAUGUGCUGAUGGCCAUGAACAUCAUCUCCAAAGAGAAAAAAGAGAUCAAAUGGAUUGGCCUGCCCACAAACUCUGCUCAGGAGUGCCAGAACCUGGAGGUGGAGAGGCAAAGACGUUUGGAGAGAAUCAAACAAAAACAGUCGCAACUUCAAGAACUCAUCUUACAGCAAAUUGCCUUCAAGAACCUUGUACAGCGGAACCGCCAGAGAGAACAACAGACGAAAAGGCCCCCACCUGCCAACUCGGCCAUUCACUUGCCAUUUAUCAUCGUAAACACCAGCAAGAAAACAGUCAUUGACUGCAGCAUCUCCAAUGACAAGUUUGAGUACCUCUUCAACUUCGAUAGCAUGUUCGAGAUUCAUGAUGACAUUGAGGUGUUGAAGCGCAUGGGCAUGGCUUGUGGUCUCGAGGUGGGCAAGUGCUCUGCUGAGGACUUGAAGACUGCCAGAAGCUUGGUGCCCAAAGCACUGGAGCCCUAUGUCACAGAAAUGGCACAGGGGCCUAUCAGUAAUGUCUACAUGACAGGGGCUUCGUCUGUUAACGGAGGCCGCUAUCAUGUUGGGAGUGACGGUGGGGCAGACGGCACGAUGGCCUCCAGUUCAAACGACUCCCACUACAGCGGCUCUCGGGUGGAGACCCCCGUCUCUUACAUGGGUGAGGACGAUGACGACGAUGACGAAUUUGACGAAAACGAUGACGAGGACUAAGCCCAGUCCUCGUUCAGCCUGUCCAAUCGUGCACAAGUUCUUCCAGCUGCCAUGUCCGAGGAUUGAUCAACCACAUCGUUCUUUUUCCUCUUCUGCAACUCACCCUUUCUUUCACUCUCUGCCUGAGAAGGGCAUUGAAGAACACGGGCUUUAAUAGGAUGAGUUGUUUUCAUCCUCGUCUUUCUGAGCUCAGGACAAGCCACAUCAUCACAGGCUGUGUGCUUUGCCUGCUGGGAAUGAUAGUUUUCAGCUAAAGGACUUUACUGAAGUUUAGAGGUGUCACUUUAUUUCCUGUCGCAGCGUUCCUACUGGAUGUUAUCCGCUCUGAUCUGCGUGACCCUCUGAAACCUUCCCUCCCGAAGAAAACCCCACUUGCGUACAGCCGUACAGCGAGCUGUUGGAAAAUGUUGUGUGAUCUUUGUGUGAAGUAGUUCUCUUCUGUUUUUGAAUGAUCUUUUUAGUUGUUGUUGUUGUUUUUGAACUUGCUGGCUUGAUUUGCAUUCUGAUGAUUCGGAGACUAAUGAAUCGAUGAACCUACAAAGCCGGCUGCUAUUUUUUGCCCCAUGUGGAGGGCAGGUCUUUGGAUGUGUGGACUCUUCGUAUGCUGACCUGAUGAUUUCUUGCAGGCUUUUUUUGUAGAAUCUCUCCUCCCGUGUGUGUUCUGCUCCUUGGCGUUCUGCAGAGCGCUGCUUUUUUGGAGGACUCUGAGGAGUCAGUCUUUUUUCGUUUCUUUGUUCUCGUUUGGUUUCCGAGCUUCAUAGGCCAACCUGUCCUAGAGACACUGGAGGACAUCGGAGAAACUUAAGUACCUUAAAGCAAUUACAGGAAUAUAAAAAUGCUUUGUUUCUUAACCACAUGAUACCAAGAUUUGUUUCUAGUGUCCUCUCUCCGCGUCAGUAAUACAUUGAAGCGUGUAAGAUUAUUGUUGUGUAUUAAGAAGAUAUGGGCUUUAGGUCUCUCUCGACUUCCCUUUGAACAUUUCCUUUAAAAAAAAAAAAAGCUGAAUCCUUGUACCGACUCCUCAAAGUAACUUUUCUGUAAUCUAAUAUAAGUUUCAAAUUUAAAUAUAAAGAAUGUUUUAAGAAUCGAACUCGUGUUUAUUUGCGACACUAAUGUAAUACUAAUAAUUUCAAUAAACUUUUAUUUUAUAUA